AUGUCUGUAGGCCGCGUGCGCUCAGAAGCUGGGGAGCCCAGUGGAAGUAGCUGCCUACGCUUUGCCAGCAAGCGAGUCCUGGAAUACCUCUCCGUCUUAGCGCAGCUGGUGACCUCGCACUUGGGCCCGGUUCUGGCGGUGUCCGCGGGAGAACGCCACACCUGUGUGCUGAAAACAGACGGGCAGCUUGUAUGUUUUGGCCGCAAUGUGGAAGGUCAGUGCGAUGUGCCAUCAGACCUAGGGCCGAUUUUGGCCGUGUCCGCGGGCUAUCACCACACCUGCGUCAUAAAGACGACCGGACAGCUUCGUUGUUUUGGGAGCAACAUCCAGUACGUGCAGAACAUCAAGCCUGGGCAAGUUGUGAAUGUGCAGAAGGGCAACCUCGGCCUGUGUGAUGUGCCAGCACACCUGGGACCGACUCUUGCAGUUGCGGCCAACUUCGCACACACAUGUGCAGUAGGCGCGGAUGGAGGACUUGUGUGCUUCGGACAUCCCAACGAAGGCAAGUGUGACGUGCCCGAGGAUGUAGGGCCGGUUAUUGCUGUGGCUGCAGGUGCUCACCACAGCUGCGCGGUGAAAUUCGAUGGACAGCUUCUCUGCUUCGGGCGCGGAAACGAGGGCCAGUGCCGAGUUCCGGUGGAUUUGGGACCUGUGCUGGCAGUUUCGGCUGGCGAGGCAGUGAAGUCAGACGGGCAGUUGGUGUGCUUUGGAGGCAAGAGCCACGGCCAGUGCAAUGUGCCAGCAGACUUGGGCCCAGUCUUGGCAGUGUCGGCAGGAGAUCACCACACCUGCGCGGUGAAAACCGACAAGACUUUGGUAUGCUUUGGGUCAAACAAGGAUGGCCAGUGCAAUGUUCCUCUGGGCCUGGGCCCAGUGGAGAUCUCGUCUGCUUUGGACGAAACGCAGAGGGCCAGUGUGACGUGCCUGAUCUGUGAGGUGCAGCCCCUGACCCCUGGCGCCGAGAAUCGGCCCCUGUGUUCCGCUCCCCGGAUCAACAGGAUCAAAGUGGUCGUUUGCCGGCAGUGA
Symbiodinium natans is the source of this 1026-nucleotide messenger RNA. The record is from the annotation of a GenBank genome assembly. NCBI's taxonomy places the organism in Eukaryota, Dinophyceae, Suessiales, Symbiodiniaceae.